Microthlaspi erraticum is the source of this 942-nucleotide messenger RNA. NCBI's taxonomy places the organism in Eukaryota, Viridiplantae, Streptophyta, Magnoliopsida, Brassicales, Brassicaceae. The record is from the annotation of a GenBank genome assembly.
AUGGCCAAAGCUAGAAUGGCAAGACGCAGGAGGAUUCAUUCACGACGCAUCAGAGCAGCACCAUACAAAUUCCCAUACGCCAGACGACUCAUAGCAAGAAACAUGUUCGCAGAAGAAGACUGUCCAAAGUGUCUAGAGAAGAGAGACUGGGAGAAUGUGAUAUGCUCCGUAUGCAUGGAGUGUCCUCACAACGCCGUCCUCCUCCUCUGCUCAUCUCACGACAAGGGAUGUCGUCCGUACAUGUGCGGAACAAGCUUCCGAUACUCCAACUGCUUAGACCAGUACAAAAAAGCCUCGACUAAGCUAAAGCCAUCGAGCCGUGACAAGUCUGAGCUUGGAAACCUCACGUGCCCUCUCUGUAGAGGCCAGGUGAAAGGCUGGACGAUCGUGAAGCCUGCGAGGAACUAUCUGAAUCUUAAGAAGAGGAUCUGUAUGCAGGAGGAUUGUUGUUUCUCAGGAAGUUUCAAAGAGCUGAGGAAACACAUGAAAGUGGACCACCCUAGUGCGAAGCCUCGUGAGGUUGAUCCUGACGUGGAGCAGAACUGGAGACGGCUCGAGAUUGAGCAUGAUCGGGACGAUGUUGUCACGACGAUCAGGUCAACGAUGCCUGGCUCAAUGGUGUUUGGUGAUUACGUUAUAGAACACGGCUCGGAUUCAGACGAAGGAGGCCAUGGUGGUGGUGGUGGUGGCGGUGUGAUCGAUGCUGUACUCGGUAGGAGCCUUGUGAAUGUUUUCCUUCUGUUGCAUGCUGCUAUUGAAGACUCGGAGUCGAGUGACUUGGCGGCAACGAGCAACAGCCAUGGAGGAACAGUAGAGAUGGAUUUCUCCGACGACGGUAACUCUUUGGCGAGUCGGAUGAGAAGGCAAGGACGGACUCUGCUUGGACGGUCAGGUCGGAGACGGAGAAACAGAGAAGCUAACCAGAGCUCAGGUCCUCCCUGA